Messenger RNA from Dicrocoelium dendriticum, 855 nucleotides. The record is from the annotation of a GenBank genome assembly. NCBI's taxonomy places the organism in Eukaryota, Metazoa, Platyhelminthes, Trematoda, Plagiorchiida, Dicrocoeliidae.
GUCUGGUUGGAACAGCGUACCAAUCGAUCACUGGAGCGCUUAUUUAACUGAUCCUCUUUGCCUAAGCGACCGGACUUCAGAGCUCAUCCCAUGGACUCGGCUCCGCCUGGCAGACAUAGCCGCUUUUGGAUACCGGACGGUCUCUUUACGUUACCGACUGAAAGGAGCCGUACUCGUCGGGCCCCUCCUCCUUACUCUGUGCGUCGGCGUAGUCUUACAGCAGCGCAACCUGUGUCGUCCUCCUCACAUGCAACCUUUCCGCAGCUGCAGCUGCAGUGGGCAGGUGCUGCUCCUCUUGCUAUCGUUGGUUACCAACGUGUUCUGAAAUUACUUCGGCGCUAUGUGUCCCGUUAUGUCGCUGCACAAGCCGAAUCUGAGCUCACCUCUCGUUUCGAGGAGCACACAGCAGCUUUGGAUCACUGGUUGCGCACCUCACUGGACAACACCGGGUGGCCAUCCACUCUAGGUUGGAGGUUGGUUCUGGGAUUGCGUGAACGCAUGCAAUUUACUGUACACUUGGAUACUAUGUUGAGAAACUGCACUACCUCCCUGGAUCUGAGCUAUUAUCCGCUAGUUACGAAUGAAAUGGUGUUUUGCCUCGCCUCCCGUUGGCAUCAUAUGACGGAGCUCAGGUUACAUGGACUGCACGAAGACCAGGUAUCGGUAGAUGCGGUGGCAGAAAUACACCGUCUGCAAUACCUCCGUUUUCUCUCUUUGGACGGACUUAGAGCCGUUUGUGAUGAAAAUAUUUUCGGCAUCCUUUGUGAGUCCUUACUUGAACUGCCUAUAUUGAGUUUACAAUAUCGCCACGUUCAAAUGUUGCGCCGUUUGUGCAUUCUCCGCAGCACGGAGUAG